Messenger RNA from Merops nubicus (carmine bee-eater), 180 nucleotides. RefSeq names its product up-regulated during skeletal muscle growth 5 homolog (mouse) (gene ATP5MK). Lineage: Eukaryota; Metazoa; Chordata; Aves; Coraciiformes; Meropidae. The transcript has 2 exons. The record is from RefSeq and is a predicted model, not a curated record. Bases 1 to 180 code for a protein of 59 amino acids.
AUGGCUGGCCAUGACUCAGGAUCUCAACACCAGUUCACUGGAUUUCAGAAGUACUUCAAUGCCUAUACCAUCACAGGCAGGAGGAAUUAUGUAAUAGCAACAUACACGGGUAUUGCCCUGCUCGUCUUGUAUUUCAAGUUUAGACCUAAAAAGACAACUCCUGCCGUGGCGGAUAAGUAA